Messenger RNA from Giardia duodenalis, 783 nucleotides. Its product is annotated as High cysteine membrane protein. Bases 1 to 783 code for a protein of 260 amino acids. The record is from RefSeq and is a predicted model, not a curated record. NCBI's taxonomy places the organism in Eukaryota, Fornicata, Diplomonadida, Hexamitidae. The transcript has a single exon.
AUGCUUUGUGGGACCCUGUGCCUGGCUCUGUGCCUGAUCAGUGUCAGCUCUGUAUUUGGGUCGAAGACAGAGGAUGCUGUGAAGAUGGAUACCAUACUAACAGAGGGUGUGCACCUCUUCAUGACCCAGCUUCUUCAGAGCGUGGCAGAUGACUGCAAAACGUGCGUUACUGAGUACACGGCACCAGCAAUAGAUCUUUUUAAGGAUGUCUGUGCAAUAUGCAUCACUGAAUACCGAGAGCACGGACUUAACCUAUACACGAAAGGCUGUCAAGAUUGCAUUGAGAUAUACCAAUCUUAUCUGAUGGUUCCCUAUGCCGGGACGUAUUCUAUUUGCAGAAAGUACUAUGCCAGCUACGACCUAGAGUUAUUUGGCACCGGCUGCACCAAGUACAUAACUGCAUAUCUUGACGGGGGGCUCGUCUUACCCGGAGAAGCAUGCGCUCACUGCCUGAAACUUUUCAUCGCGCACUCCCUUACCGUAUACAAUGGUAGCUGCUAUGCGUACAUCGCACAAAGUACAUCAAAGCAACUGGCGCAGGCGAACAUUCCUCCAACACACAACUUCAAACUCGGAGAGAUAAUGUACGACGGUAUCUUGCCUGUACGGAUCUACAAGGGAUGUCUACGAAGCGUCCAGAACUACUAUGCGCCCCUCUUGCUAAACUUUUAUAAGGAUAACAGGUAUGCAAUAUGCUUGGGAGCUAUGUACUUUAUGUCACUGAUGAUUGGCCUCGGCUGUCUACACUGUGGUGUGUAUCGCUCGAAGAGUAGCGACUUAUAA